CGCGGGCGCCAUGGCGGCGGCGGCGCGGCCGCUGGCGCUGCUCACCAGCUGUGCCGCGGGCUUCGCGCCCGAGGAGCUCGUCAAACGUAUCACAGGAAAAGAUGACCUCACUGUGGGUGCAGUAACAAGUGGAAGAGUGAAUUUCUACCCCUGGACAAUAGAUAACAAAUAUUAUUCUGCAGAUAUCCACCUCUGCGUGGUCCCAAACACAUUCCACGUGACUGGAGAGAUUGCUGAGGCUGUGCAGGCAUUUGUUGUGUACUUCGACAGCACAGCAAAGACUGGCCUGGAGGGUGUCUCCGAAUGGCUUCCCCUGACAGAAGAGUGGCUGCCAGAAGUGAUGAUCCUGGUUUGUGACAGAGUGUCUGAGAACGGUGUAAACAGACAGAAAGCGCAAGAAUGGUGCAUCAAGCAUGGCUUUGAGCUGGUAGAGCUCAGCCCUGAGGAGCUGCCUGAUGAAGAUGAUGAUUUCCCCGAGUCCACGGGAGUGAUGCGCAUCGUGCAGGCCCUCAACGCCAACGUCUGGUCCAACGUGGUCAUGAAGGGUGACAGGACCCAGGGCUUUGGUCUCCUCAGCACCUUGGCAGGAGCCAACAGGAGCCGUGGCUGUGAAGAGACCCCAGAGAGAGAAUCCAACCCAUCCCCAGGAGAGAGGGAAGAAUCCCAGCUGGAUGGUGGAGAGGAUGGAGCUGGCACCAACAGCCUGGAGCCUGACAGUGCUGGAGAUCCCAUGCUGGAUAUGGACAUCCAGGAGCUGGCCAGCCUGACCACCAGGGAUGGGGACCUGGAGAACUUCGAAAGGCUCUUCUCAAAGCUGAAAGAAAUGAAAGACAAAGCUGCCACGCUGCCUCACCAGCAGAGGAAGCUGCACGCAGAGAAGGUGGCCAAAGCCUUCUGGAUGGCGAUCGGGGGAGACAGGGAUGAGAUUGAAGGUCUCUCCUCAGAUGAAGAAAACUGAAUUCCUCUGUGGCUGGAAGUGCCAGAGCAAUCCUAAAGGAAUGAUCCUUGCCUGAAUCAGUGUUCAUUGCCAAAAACCCCAUUUAGCUGUAGCUGCUUCCCUUGGUGACAGCAUUCCCCAUACCCACAUUCCACAGCAUCUCCUGGCUCCGGAGGCUUUGGCUGACUGUCCUUUCUCCUCUCCCUGAGGACUUUGGAAGGUGACAUGUGUGUGGUUCAAGGAAACAGCGAUGAGUUUACAUUUUCUCAAAUGAACAUUUUUAUGAUUUCCUCUCGGGGGUUUAAAUAAACAAAUGUGCUCCCAGUUAUCUCUGCACACAGGGCUGGGGCUUGGGAAGUGACUGCUGAAUUCCCAACCCCAUUUUUCAGCUGUGGGGCUCCUGGAUGGUUUUAUGGAGCUUUUCCCAGUUCAAACUGAGCCAAUUUGGUUGAGCCAGGAGGAGGAGGUUGCUGAGCUGUGCCCUGGGGCGAUGCUGUGCCAGGGCCCCGUCCUGCCAAGUGCCAAGGCCAGUACAGGUGGCCCCGGGCUCGAUUUUGUUGGCAUUUUGCCUGUGUAAGGACAGGGGCCCUCCCUGGAAUGUCAGGUGUUGUCCACGCUCCCCAGAUUCCAGUUAGAAACUAAACUUGGGAUGAAAUUCUGGCUAUGGCUGCUCCAGGGGUGGAAUUCCCUGCCCACACCCUCUGCAAGGCCUGGCAGACACAGAGCUGCUCUGGGGAGCUCUGGCCUCAGUUCCCAGCGCUGGGAUCCCAAACCUCAGUGCCCCACUCCCGUGUGUCCAUCAGCACAGGGCUCAGAGGGAAUUCCCUUUUCCUGGAUCGAGUGCACAUCACUUCCAGAGCAGCACAGGGCACAGACCCUCUGGAAUUACGGCAUGGAGGGCAGGGGGAGCCUGCUGAGGAGCAGGAGGAGAAAGGGGAAAUUCCACCCUGGCUCCCUCUCUGCUACAGGCAGGGGAUCAGUGGGAAGAGGAUGCAGCAGAUUCCCACACGGAAGAGUCUGGCCCCAAGAACUUUUCCUUAUCCAUCUGAAAAUCUGCCCUGCUAAGCAGCCUCAAUUAGGAAUUUGAAAAUUAACUUUUCCAAUGUCCCCUAAAUUCCUGAGGACUGGGUCUGCCAUGGAUCAGUGGAUAGCUUUACAUCCUGCAGGCGCUUCCACACUGCUCCCUGAAUUCCCUUCCUAAUGAAGCAGAGGUGAAUGUAAAUCAUGUUUCUUGGAAUGCUGGGAAUCAUUUCCUGGGAUAAAACUGGAGCGUUUAAGGACAAGAACUGAAGCCUCCUUGGCAGUUUGGGAAGUGUUUUCUCAGCUGAAGCCUGGGCAGGAGCUCCCCCACGGUGAAACACCUGGUUUGGGAAGAAUUCUGGAAUACAGAGAUCCAAGGAAAGCCGUGCCAGGGACACCCUCGCAGGCAGCUGCUGGGCCUUGCUGGUUCUCUGCCUCCUCCCAUCCUCCACAACUCCCCGGCACAGGGAAUGUGGCACAGACACGAAGGUGGCUCCUUCCCAGCAGGGAAUGGUUUCCAUGGGGGAUUCCUGGUAGCUGAGGAUUCUUUCUGCCCUUUCUAAAUCUUUGUUGUGCAAUGGUGAUAAAUGGCCACGGUGCCAAGGGAAUAGAGCGGAGGCAGUGAAGAAAACAACGGACUUGGACACUUCAUUCCUUAGACAUGUGAUAGAGAUGUGACUUUUUAAAUUUAAUGAGAUCAUAUCAAUUAAAUCCAGUGCUUUGCUGCCUUUUUAUGAGGUAGCAGCAGCUCAUUCCCAUCCUCGGAACUCUUUCAGAAAAACAUGAUUUAUUGUAAAUAUGGGUCUUGUUUGUGGGGGCACAAACCAUGGAGGCAGGAAGUGUGGCUGGAGACACUGGGAAAUAAUUUAAUGAUCCUCUGAGGUUGUUGUGUUGUGGUUUAAAAUCAAGGUUUACUUUGCUGGUGCUUAUUUUUUUUUGUGGGUUGUUUGGGGUUUUUCUGAAGAGACCCUUUGGUUUUGGCUACAGAAUCACUUUACAAAGUAAGAAGUUAACAGAAAUGAAUAAAAGGGGCAUUAGCGGAAAAGCA
Messenger RNA from Hirundo rustica (Barn swallow), 3005 nucleotides. It is a transcript of the gene AAGAB, whose product is annotated as alpha and gamma adaptin binding protein. The record is from RefSeq and is a predicted model, not a curated record. The transcript is spliced from 10 exons. Lineage: Eukaryota; Metazoa; Chordata; Aves; Passeriformes; Hirundinidae. The coding region runs from base 11 to 958 and encodes 315 amino acids.